AUGUUUCGAGGCACGAUAUCGCGGGAAACGUGGACCCUUGCCUUGCUCUUCUUUAUUUUCGCUCACGUGGCUUGUCUGGAUGUUAAACUUCUGCGUGAUAAUUCUUUGACUACCUCGAAUUAUGGUACGACGAAUUCGACCCGUAAUCGAAAGGGCAAGUUCUUGUUUGAUGAAUUGUUCGGCCUUGACAUAAGUAGCAGCGUGGACGAUGAUGAUGUAUCAAGGAAUUGUACAUGCGAAUGCGGUAUAUCGAAUCAGGAGGAUCGAAUCGUCGGUGGACGACCGACAACCCCGAAUAAAUAUCCGUGGGUGGCGAGGCUCGUGUACGAGGGUCGUUUCCACUGCGGAGCCAGCCUCGUUACCAAUGAUUACGUUAUUACUGCUGCUCACUGUGUACGAAGGUUAAAACGUUCAAAAAUACGUAUAAUAUUAGGUGAUUACGAUCAAUAUGUGAAUACCGAUGGAAAAGCUAUAAUGAGAGCAGUGAGCGCUAUAAUUCGUCACAAAAAUUUCGACAUGAAUUCGUACAAUCAUGAUGUUGCUUUGCUGAAACUUCGAAAAUCUGUGAAAUUUUCCAAACGUGUCAAACCAGUAUGUUUACCUCAAAAAGCUAGCGAUCCAGCUGGUAAAGAAGGUACCGUAGUAGGCUGGGGUCGGACAUCGGAAGGUGGUAUGCUGGCUGGACAAGUCCACGAGGUUCAAGUACCCAUAUUAAGUUUAAUACAGUGUCGUAAAAUGAAGUAUCGAGCUAAUCGAAUUACGGAUAAUAUGAUAUGCGCCGGUCGAGGCAGUCAAGAUUCUUGUCAGGGUGAUAGUGGUGGACCUCUUCUCGUGCAGGAAGGCGAUAGACUCGAAAUAGUUGGAAUAGUUUCUUGGGGUGUAGGCUGCGGAAGACCAGGAUAUCCUGGAGUUUAUACAAGAGUAUCUAGGUACCUGAAUUGGAUUAACACAAAUAUGAAACAAGGAUGUAUAUGUACAAAUUAAAAAGGAUCGAUCAAUUGUUCAAAAUGAUAUUUCCAUAAAAAAAAUCUACAAAAUGGAAAAUCUUCUACUAAUUUAAUUUAAUGACAAUAUUUUAUAUUAUAAUUCCAUCAAAUUAUUUAUUAAUCCAAUCAUGUUGUGUUGAGAGUGUUCUG
Molecule: messenger RNA, 1136 nt
Organism: Apis laboriosa (Himalayan honeybee)
Lineage: Eukaryota; Metazoa; Arthropoda; Insecta; Hymenoptera; Apidae
Product: trypsin-1-like
Exons: 6
Coding region: 1-984 (327 amino acids)
Biological process (GO): proteolysis
Molecular function (GO): serine-type endopeptidase activity
Source: RefSeq, a predicted model, not a curated record